Messenger RNA from Vollenhovia emeryi, 3165 nucleotides. RefSeq names its product tuftelin-interacting protein 11-like (gene sip1). Gene Ontology annotation, cellular component: U2-type post-mRNA release spliceosomal complex. Bases 356 to 2827 code for a protein of 823 amino acids. The transcript is spliced from 10 exons. The record is from RefSeq and is a predicted model, not a curated record. Gene Ontology annotation, biological process: spliceosomal complex disassembly. Lineage: Eukaryota; Metazoa; Arthropoda; Insecta; Hymenoptera; Formicidae. Gene Ontology annotation, molecular function: nucleic acid binding.
AUGAAUACCGGCCUAUGGCCGAGAGGGGAGAAGCCUGAAAGUGAGGGGAAAAUUGAUCGGCAGCCAUCUUGGUUGCUACACCAGAGUCACGCCAAAAAUCGCCUAAAGUUCUUGCUUUUUUGUUCUACGCGGUGUGUACAUUAUUGGUAAAAAUAACGCACAAUUAACUACGAAUAAAGUGUUGUCCAUCGGUUUCGUCAAUUGGUACGUCGGCGUCGUCGGCGCGUUUUCUAGUGCGCCUCAGUGUAUCCGAGCGUACGUAAGCUUUGGUAAACUGCGGUCCUUUGAGGUUAUAUUGUUACGAAGUACGAAGCGCUAUUAUAAUUAAUCAUUACUUAACAAAUAAUACGGCAAGAUGUCUGAGGACGAAGUGGAGAGCUUCGAGAUCACUGAUUAUGAUUUGGACAAUGAAUUCAACACGGCCCGUCCUCGACGCAAACUCUCGAAGAAACAACAAAUGCUAGGAAUAUGGGCAGAUGACAGCGAUGAGGAUGAACUAUCUGCCAGACCAUCUUUCAAGACCUUCAAUAAGGGUCCUAAGAAUUAUACGGCACCGGUUAAUUUUGUCGCUGGUGGUAUCCAACAGGCAGGAAAACCGAAGGAGAAGGAAGAUGAGGAUGAUGAAGAAGACAAGGAAGAAAGGGAGGCAAAGCACAGUAGUUCGAGUUCAGAAGAUGAGAGGCCAAAUAGUUCCAAAUCACGUACGUCCUUCUCCUUGAACUUGGAUAGUGACAUUGCGGGUCUGCGCAAAAAGCGCAAUCAAGUGAAUCCAAUGCUGAUGAAAAGUGGAAUGGGUAGUUGGGAAGUGCACACAAAGGGCAUUGGCGCUAAAUUAUUGUUGCAGAUGGGAUUUGAACCUGGAAAAGGUUUAGGUAAACAAUUGCAAGGAAUAAGCGCGCCAGUGGAGGCACAUCUCAGAAAAGGAAGAGGCGCCAUUGGCGCAUAUGGUCCGGAAAAGACACCAAAGAUUCCUGAAAAAAAGAAAGAUGACGAUGGGGAAGAAGCGAAAGAAUCCAAGUCCAAAGUAUCUCAAUGGCGAAAGAGUGACAGCAACAAGAAAAAAGUCAGAUACUGUUAUAGAAGUGUGGAUCAAGUUUUGGAAAAUGGAAAACUGAAGCCUAACAGAAAACUUCCAGUGUCUAGCGAUAUGAGCAGAGUUAAAGUUAUCGAUAUGACGGGGCCGGAACAAAGAAUUCUUAGCGGAUAUCAUGCGAUAGCUGGCGGUCAGCAGUGUCCUGACGAGACUGUAAUUACAUCGGAUAAGAAAUCGAAAAUAAACUUUGCGCUGCCUGAAUUGCAGCAUAAUUUAGAUUUACUUGUGGACAUGUGCGAGCAAGACAUUAUCCAAAAUGAUCGACGAAUGAGGCAUUUAAAUGAUAGAGUAAUUGCUCUGGAAGCAGAGAAAAAGAAUUUAUCUAAGGUACUGGAUCAGCACAGUCAACUAAUUGAUACCUUGGAGAAUGUGCACGUGAUCGUGGACAAAUUGAUGAAUGAAACGAAUGAAUUGUCAUUGCAAGAAGUUGCGGAGGCUUUUAGAAAUUUGCAAGACAAUUAUUAUGAAGAGUACAAGAUGUACGAAAUUGAUGAAUUAGCCAGUAGUUUUGUAGCGCCAAAGAUAAAAGAUUAUCUACUCAAUUGGAAUCCAUUAAUGCAACCAAAACAGCCUAUGAAAUUAUUUCAACAGUGGAAGGAUAUCUUGGAGAAUGGAACCAGUACAACUCUUCAGACACGGACUAUGCCUUCAUACGAUCAACUAGUAUGGAACGCUUGGAUGCCAUCAAUCAGAGGAGCCAUCCAGCAGUGGACGUGUAGGCAGCCUGAGCCUUUAAUUGAAUUAGUAGAACACUGGAUGCCAUUAUUACCUAAUUGGAUCUUGGAAAAUAUAUUAGAUUUAUUAGUAUUACCGAAAUUGACAUUGGAGGUGGAAGAAUGGAAUCCUCUUACCGAUACUGUACCUAUUCACACAUGGAUUCAUCCUUGGUUGCCAUUAUUACGAAAUCGCUUAGAUACUUUGAUUUAUCCAAUAAUACGUAGAAAACUUGGAUCUGCACUAGGAGGUUGGCAUCCAUCAGACAGAUCUGCUAGAUUAAUGCUGCAACCUUGGGCAGAAGUGUUCUCAAAGGGAGAUAUGGAAUCAUUUUUAGUUAAGAACAUUAUUCCAAAAUUGCAAGUAGCCUUAUCCGAAUUAGUCAUAAAUCCACACCAACAACAUUUGGAUCAAUGGAAUUGGGUAUAUGAGUGGAAGGACUUGAUCCCUGUUCAUAUCAUGGCAGGAUUACUUGAUAAAAUCUUUUUUCCAAAAUGGCUACAUAUCUUGGCGAUUUGGCUCAAUAAUUCACCUAAUUAUGAUCAAGUUACAACGUGGUACAUGGGUUGGAAAGGAAUGUUGAAUGACAAAUUACUGGCGGAACCAAUAAUAAAAGAUCACUUUAAGAGAGCACUGGACAUGAUGAACAGGGCUGUCACUGGGCCACAAAGUCAUCAACCUGGUGCACUAGAACAGGUUUCGUAUUUAACAAGCUUAGAGAGAACUCAGACAACUAUGUCUCAGAUGGCACUAAUCGCACAGCCGAGAAUGGAGAGACUCGCAGAGGUACGAAAUGUUCCACAAGUUCCGCAAGGUUUCAAAGAUUUGGUACAAAAGAAAUGCGAAGAAAGAGGUAUAUUAUUUAUGCCGAUCCCAAACAGAUAUAAGGAGGCUAAACAAGUAUACAAAGUAGGCAAUGUUCAAGCGUAUAUCGAUAGCAAUGUCUUAUUUGUAUGUCAUAAUGGUACAAAUUGGAUGCCAACGCAUUUAAAUGCCUUGUUGGAUAUGUCUGAACUUUAAUAAUAUUUGAUUUUAUAGCAUGAUUAAUAAUAUAAUAGCUGUCCAAAAUAUAACGUUACAUUUAUGUUAUAAAUAUAGCAUACUUCUCGUAAUUAUUGGAGAGUUCAUUAAUUAACUUAUCAAUUUACAUCGAUUUUUAUUCGUGAUGUGUAUUUAAAUGUAGAUAUACUGAAGCUGAAUAGUAUUAAAUUUUGUAUAAUUCAAACUAUAACAAUUAAUAUGGUAUUUGUCUCAUAUUGUAUAUUUGUGCGUAUGAGUGGAUAUGUAAAGAUAUGUAUGUAUAAUAUGGGAACAUUAAAGUAAAAAAAUUACAAGGCCAACUUGUCUUUGUGAUGUAA